AAUCAAUCUGAGGCAUCGGUCGCCUCUCCCGUCUCUCGUCGAACGCAACGGCAAGAUAGUUUCGUUCGGAAUCUCCGAUCUUGUGCUCUUCAUUUUUUGGAAUUUUUGAAUCGGCGGAUCGAAAUCUCAUCGAAUCACUUCAAUUUUCCGUUCUCGAGUGAUCGGAAAAUGGCGGAGCAGCAAAGGGCGAUGGAACCGGCGGUUCUGGACGAUAUAAUAUGUCGUUUGGUGGGAUUUCGGAACACGAGGCCGGGAUCUGGGAAGCAAGUUCAUCUCAACGAAGGUGAAAUUCGUCAGCUUUGUACCGUCUCCAGAGAAAUCUUCCUUCAGCAACCCAAUCUUCUCGAGCUUGAAGCGCCCAUCAAGAUCUGCGGUGAUAUUCAUGGGCAAUACACAGACUUGUUGAGGCUUUUCGAGUACGGAGGUUUUCCUCCAGAGGCGAAUUACUUAUUCUUAGGUGACUAUGUAGAUCGUGGCAAGCAAAGCUUGGAAACGAUAUGCCUUCUCCUAGCUUACAAGAUCAAGUACCCCGAGAACUUCUUCUUACUGAGAGGGAAUCACGAAUGUGCCUCUAUCAAUCGCAUUUAUGGUUUUUACGACGAGUGCAAACGAAGGUUCAAUGUCAGACUCUGGAAAACAUUCACCGAUUGCUUCAACUGCCUUCCCGUUGCCGCCUUAAUUGACGACAGAAUAUUAUGUAUGCAUGGUGGGAUUUCACCGGAUUUGACAAGUUUUGACCAGAUUAGGAAUAUGCCACGCCCUAUGGAUAUUCCGGAUUCGGGUUUGGUGUGUGAUUUGCUGUGGUCGGAUCCUAGUGGAGACAUCAAGGGCUGGGGAAUGAAUGAUCGCGGUGUUUCAUACACGUUCGGACCCGAUAAAGUUGCGGAAUUUCUGCUAAAGAACGAUAUGGACCUUAUCUGCCGUGCCCACCAGGUUGUUGAAGACGGGUAUGAAUUCUUUGCCGAAAGGCAGCUUGUAACGAUAUUUUCUGCUCCUAACUACUGUGGAGAAUUCGAUAAUGCUGGGGCAAUGAUGAGCGUGGAUGACGGGUUAAUGUGCUCGUUCCAGAUUCUCAAGCCUGCUGAUAAGAGAUCUCAGUUCCUAUGACAGAAGAUGAUGACGACUCGGUUUGCUAUAACGUUUUAAGCCCGGAAUUCUUCAAAAGAAUUCGUUGAGCUGCUUGCUGCUCGGCCGGCCGUCUGUUGUAAGGUGUGGCUGUUGGCCGGCUGGAAGCAGAGGAUGUAACAACUCCGAAAUCAUUGGACGCCCUCACAUUAGUUUCAGAAACAUUUUGCUUUUGAGAUCCCACAUAACAUUUGAUAUAAGAAUGAUCCAAGUUUGUAUUACCAGAGAUUACACCAAUAUUUUCUUUUUUCAUGAAUCUUAGACAUUCGACUUUGAAGUUU
This is a messenger RNA of Tarenaya hassleriana, 1406 nucleotides long. Its product is annotated as serine/threonine-protein phosphatase PP1 isozyme 1. Bases 169 to 1107 code for a protein of 312 amino acids. Gene Ontology annotation, cellular component: cytoplasm; nucleus. Lineage: Eukaryota; Viridiplantae; Streptophyta; Magnoliopsida; Brassicales; Cleomaceae. Gene Ontology annotation, molecular function: protein serine/threonine phosphatase activity. The record is from RefSeq and is a predicted model, not a curated record. The transcript is spliced from 4 exons.